Molecule: messenger RNA, 3839 nt
Organism: Tympanuchus pallidicinctus (lesser prairie-chicken)
Lineage: Eukaryota; Metazoa; Chordata; Aves; Galliformes; Phasianidae
Gene: FGFR4
Product: fibroblast growth factor receptor 4
Exons: 21
Coding region: 28-2646 (872 amino acids)
Biological process (GO): multicellular organism development; protein phosphorylation; positive regulation of ERK1 and ERK2 cascade
Cellular component (GO): signaling receptor complex; membrane
Molecular function (GO): zinc ion binding; ATP binding; fibroblast growth factor binding
Source: RefSeq, a predicted model, not a curated record
CUCGCGAGAGCGACGGGGGCGGCCAAGAUGGCGGACGGGGCGGGUAGCAACGGGGACGCCGCGGCGCUGCCGGUGGGCAGGGAGGCAGUGGAGCGGCUGAUCCGGGAGAACGGGCACAUCUUCACCGAGGCGCAGUGCAAGGUGUGCAGCGCGUUGCUCAUCUCCGAGUCGCAGCGCCUGGCGCAUUACCAGAGCAAGAAGCACGCCAACAAGGUGCGGAGGUACCUCUCCAUCCACGGCGAGGAGGAGCUGGCGGCCGGGAAGAAGAUGAAGCUGGACGCCAAGGAGAGCAAGCAGGAAGGCACCAACGGGGAGGACAGGAACAAAUGUUGUCCCAUCUGUAACAUGACCUUUUCUUCUCCUGCUGUGGCCACGUCUCACUACCUGGGGAAGACUCAUGCCAAGAAUGUGAAGCAGCAGUCCCCUAAAGUGGAAGACGUGGUGCCUCCACAGAAACAUCCUGCUACCCUCCCUACCUCUACUGUAUCUUCUAAUGAAGAGAACAAGGACAUUGCAGACCCAGACAAGUUCUGUAGCCUCUGCCAUGCCACUUUCAACAACCCCCUUAUGGCAAAACAACACUAUGUAGGCAAGAAGCACAGAAAGCAAGAAACCAAACACAAGCUGAUGGCACGCUAUGGCCGAACUCCUGACGCACCAGCAUCGUCCUUCCUGGACUCACUGGCAUCGGGUGAUGAUGAUGAAGACAGCGAUGGGGAUGGUCCCCACGGAGACCGCAGCGAGGAGCCCGUCUAUGUGCACAGAGCACCUUACUGGACUCACCCGCACCGCAUGGACAAGAAGCUGUAUGCUGUCCCUGCCGGGAACACGGUCAAGUUCCGCUGCCCAGCCUCGGGCAGCCCCAGCCCCAGCAUCCGCUGGUUCAAGAACGGGCGUGAGUUCCGGGGGGAGCACCGCAUCGGGGGCAUACGGCUCCGGCACCAGCACUGGAGCCUGGUGAUGGAGAGUGUGGUGCCUUCCGACCGUGGCAACUAUACCUGUCUGGUGGAGAACAGGUUUGGCAGCAUCCGCUACAGCUACCUGCUGGACGUGCUGGAGAGGUCUCCGCACCGGCCCAUCCUGCAGGCGGGGCUGCCUGCUAACACCACUGCCCUGGUGGGCAGCGACGUGGAGUUCUUCUGCAAGGUGUACAGCGACGCCCAGCCCCACAUCCAGUGGCUGAAGCACAUCGAGGUGAACGGCAGCAACUACGGCCCUGACGGGGUGCCCUACGUGCAAGUGCUCAAGACUGCAGAUAUCAACAGCUCUGAGGUGGAGGUGCUGUACCUGCGUAAUGUCACCAUGGAGGAUGCAGGCGAGUACACCUGCCUGGCAGGGAACUCCAUCGGCCUCUCCUACCAGUCGGCGUGGCUCACUGUGCUUCCAGAAGAAGAGCUGGUGCACGAAGCUGAGGCCCCUGAGGCCAAGUACACCGACAUUAUCAUCUACACGUCGGGCUCGCUGGCUGUGGCCAUGGCCCUCAUCAUUGUGGUGCUGUGCCGCAUGCAGACGCUGUCGAGCAAGCAGCCCCUGGAGCCCAUGGCAGUGCACAAGCUCUCUAAAUUCCCACUCAUCCGACAGUUCUCCCUGGACUCCAGCUCAUCAGGGAAGUCCAGCACAUCGCUGAUGCGUGUCACCCGCCUCUCCUCCAGCUGUGCCCCCAUGCUGGCAGGCGUCGUCGAGCUGGACCUGCCCCUGGAUUCCAAGUGGGAAUUUCCCCGAGAAAAGCUGGUGCUGGGGAAGCCCCUGGGUGAGGGCUGCUUUGGGCAGGUGGUGCGGGCAGAGGCGUACGGCAUCGACAGGCAGUGGCCGGACCGAGCCGUCACCGUGGCUGUCAAAAUGCUCAAAGACAACGCCACCGACAAGGACCUGGCUGACCUCAUCUCCGAGAUGGAGAUGAUGAAGCUGAUGGACAAACACAAGAACAUCAUCAACCUGCUGGGAGUGUGCACGCAGGACGGGCCCCUCUAUGUGAUAGUGGAGUUCGCUGCCAAGGGCAACCUGCGCGAGUACCUGCGUGCCCGGCGGCCCCCCAUGCCUGAUUACACCUUCGACAUCACGGAGCUGCAUGAGGAGCAGCUCUGCUUCAAGGACUUGGUGUCCUGCGUCUACCAGGUGGCCCGCGGCAUGGAGUACCUGGAGUCCAGGCGGUGCAUCCACCGCGACCUGGCUGCGCGCAACGUCCUGGUCACAGCAGAAAAUGUGAUGAAAAUUGCUGAUUUUGGCUUGGCCAGGGAUGUCCAUGACAUUGAUUACUACAAGAAAACCAGCAAUGGCCGCUUGCCUGUCAAGUGGAUGGCGCCUGAGGCCCUGUUCGACCGCGUCUACACCCACCAGAGUGAUGUGUGGUCCUUUGGGAUCCUGAUGUGGGAGAUCUUCACCCUGGGUGGCUCCCCGUACCCUGGCAUCCCCGUGGAGGAGCUCUUCAAGCUGCUGAAGGAGGGGCACCGUAUGGACUGCCCAUCCAACUGCACCCACGAGCUGUACAUGCUGAUGCGGGAGUGCUGGCACGCGGUCCCCUCACAGCGGCCCACCUUUAAGCAGCUGGUGGAGGGGCUGGACAAGAUCCUGGCAGCCAUCUCGGAGGAGAUCUUGGUGCAGUUUCUGGUCUGCUCCCAGGGCUGCUGUUGCGCUAAGCCACCGUGAACUCCGCUACCAGCAUCGCCCUGAAAUUGAUCCACCAACUGCUGCUGGCUCCCAGGCUGGGAAAGAGCCCCGGGCCCCGCACAGUGGGGUCCCCCCUCCCCACCUAGACCUGCUCCGGGACACCCGAUAAAAGUGAGUUAUGGGCUCUGCACUGCCUUCUCCUAACCCCGGUGCCCCUGGGAGCGGGGUUUGGGAACUGCAGGCCUUGCUCCUGGUGCCCACCUUGCCUUACUGCACCCAGCUCAGCUCCACAGGGAAUGUGGGCAGGCAGGGGCUGCAGCUGUCUGCCUGGAUCUAGGGUUUCAUCUCAGCUCCUCUGCUCCAGUAAGGGCUGGGUUUUUCGUUAGCCCUGGGAUCUUGUUUCCUUCUCCAGCUUCCAGCUGCAGGGGCUGCUCCCCACCACUGGAGCUGGCUGCUCCCCACCACUCACACAUAUGGGAGCUGGCUCAGGGGAGCAAUGUGCCCCAACCGCAGGGCAGGUGGAAUGAGGCCCCCUGGUCUCACCUACACACUUGUGCUGUGCUGGCACUGGGGUGCAGCCACCUUUGGCUGCAUUGCAUGUAUUUUUGGAGUUGUCCUAGGGUUCUGCUCCCCACUGCAGGUUGAGCCCAGCCCUGCUUUCCCUCUCCCUGCUCCUGGCCAUGGGGCCCUACUCCCCCUCUUCCCUGGACGUACCUCCCUCCAUGGCUCCCAGACCACCAGCAGGUGUGAAACCUGCCCGGGCCCUACAGCCUCCCUGCCCCGAGGAAGGAUCCCAGCUGUCCACUAAUGUGCCAGAACCAAUGCAUUUAGCACAGCCCUGAAUGGGGCAUUCACAUGCCGGAGGGUAAACUGCCCAGGCAGAGGGGGGGGCUGUCCAGUCCUGGCCCCCUGAGCCACAGGAGAGCCAUCCCUGGGUUGUGCCUGGGGAUGGGACAGUGCCAUGUCCCCUGAUCUGUGUGUUCACAGGCUGGGGGCUCAUCCUUACAAUUCAGCACAUGGGUGCCCCUAGCACCACUCCUGGGGUCCCAGCAGUGCCCAGCACUGUGCCCCAGCCCCUGCUCAGCAUCUGCUGCUGUCCUGCACGCCCUUGCAUCCCCUCCAUCUCAGGGCUGGGAAGCACUGGGCUGGACAGGGGUAUGGGACAUGGGGCAGGGGAGGCCGCAGGGCGUCCCGCAGCCUCGCACCAACUGGAAGAUGGUUUUAUUGUUGAA